AUGACGUCGCUGAAUUACCAUCAACGCAACACGCAGGCUGUAAAGGUCAUCUUAUCAGAACUCUACGUCACAUGGGCAACUAGUGACGGCGGUGCACUGGAGAUUCAAAAAGCCAUCGAGAGUGUACUACAUGCGGCGCACAAGAAAGUCAAUGGGGGCCCCACUGACGACAUUGUCGUGAAGCAUCGCUAUGGGGCGGCGCAGGAGCACCCAUUCCAAGAGCUACGGCCAGCGGAUGCGCACAAUUCGCGCUCUGCGGAAUCCGCCGUAUCACCCGCACCUCGUUCGCCCAGACGUAGCGUGUCUCCGCCCCCGUCAUCGCCCAGCCGUCUACCUCGUCGGCUGGGCGAUGACGUGCCGCGGACGCCAAGUCCCGUCCAGACGCCGCGCUUCUUCGGUGUCGACGAGAUGGACUACCCGCACCGCGCUGUUUCUCCCGGUAGUAUGAAUCCACCAUCACCAAGCUCCAUUCUGCACGCGAAGCCCGUGGUGGACCCAAUGGCGCCUGUUCCGCACGGUGGCAGCAGCGGGACAGCUUCACCGCCGAGCGCAUACUCAGUCGGUGGCCCUAGUCUUGACACAAGUGUCAAUGCCGUUAUGAUGCCUGGCGAGGUGUUCGCAUCUCUCGACACUAACAUGGCUGGAAGCAUGACGCAAUCGCAGCGCUUUGUGCAUUCGUCUGGCAGUUUUGCUUCAAUGCCGCCUGCCAAUGUGCAGCGCGCGACGGUUGAGGAUAUACCCACAUUCUAUAGCAAGGAUGAGACGAGGGGGGCUCUGCAUGUUGUCUCGGAAGCAGAAGAGGAGGCGUUAAGAAAUUUUUUCGCUAUCAAAGGUUCUUCAGUAAACCGCAAGGUGUUGGCUGGAUCCGCAGUGCCAAUAGAUACAACGAAAACAGUGCGCAAGGGUCAGUUUGGUAUGCUUUGCCAGGAUGUGUUUGGUGUACCGACGUGGAUGAAAGACGCAUUGUUUCGCCGCAUUACGACCGUCUCUGGCAUCUCAGAGUCGGCAGCUCUCACGUACGAGCAGAUAUCGAACUACUAUUAUAACGUGCUUGGCAGUCUCUCCGUUAACCGUCGCCUUUUUGAGCUGAUCCGCAGCGACCCACGAGUAGAGUACUUAACCCUGCAGGAUUUUAAGGACGUAGCACGCCACCUUGUUGACUCCCACCCUGGACUGGAGUUCCUCAAGCAGCCGGAGUUCCAAGAGUAUUACUGCCGCACCGUCGCCAUCCGCAUUGUAUACUCCCUGGAGCGGCAACAAAGUGGCCGCAUCAGUUGGUUCGAGUUUGAUCGUAGUGACCUACCUGAGGUCAUGCAAGAGGUCGACGAGAAGGAUGUGAAUCUUGUCCUGCAGUACUUCUCUUAUGAGCAUUUUUAUGUGCUGUACUGUAAAUUCUGGGAGUUGGAUACAGACCGUGAUCAACUCGUCGGCUUUGACGAUCUGUGCAAGUACGGUCAAGGUUCCAUCUGUGCCUCUGUACUGAAGCGUGUGGUGGAAGGCGCAGGGCGUCCGCUUACGUCGGGCGAACCGGAAAAGCUUGACUUCGAAGACUUUGUGUAUUUUUGCCUUUCAGAGGAGGACAAGAAUAGCAACCCUGCCGUUUAUUACUGGUUCAAGGUACUGGACGUGGACGGGGAUGGUAUUCUGAGUGGGUAUGAACUCUACGAGUUCUACCAAGAGAACCAGCAGCGCUUUCUAGAGUACGCUGAGAACCCGGAUGGGGACUUGUCGUACGGAGACAUGAUGUGCCAGAUGAUCGACAUGUUGGGUUGUUCACAUGAGAAAGGAAACCAGUUUAGCUUGACGCUCAGCGACCUUCGCGCGUGUCCGACGCCAUCGAACUUUUUUAAUAUGGUUUUCAAUGCCCCAAAGUUUAUGCUCUUCGAGCAUCGCGACCCCUUUGCAGAGCAUCAGCAAAAGAUGAAGCCAGAGAAGACGGACUGGGAUCGUUUCGCCCGUGCUGAGUACGACCGCAUGGCGAGUGAAGCUCAGUGA
Messenger RNA from Trypanosoma grayi, 1995 nucleotides. Its product is annotated as protein phosphatase 2 (formerly 2A), regulatory subunit B. Gene Ontology annotation, biological process: protein dephosphorylation. Gene Ontology annotation, cellular component: protein phosphatase type 2A complex. Bases 1 to 1995 code for a protein of 664 amino acids. The record is from RefSeq and is a predicted model, not a curated record. The transcript has a single exon. NCBI's taxonomy places the organism in Eukaryota, Euglenozoa, Kinetoplastea, Trypanosomatida, Trypanosomatidae. Gene Ontology annotation, molecular function: calcium ion binding; protein phosphatase regulator activity.